Messenger RNA from Danio aesculapii, 1338 nucleotides. Its product is annotated as C3a anaphylatoxin chemotactic receptor-like. NCBI's taxonomy places the organism in Eukaryota, Metazoa, Chordata, Actinopteri, Cypriniformes, Danionidae. Bases 367 to 1326 code for a protein of 319 amino acids. Gene Ontology annotation, cellular component: plasma membrane. Gene Ontology annotation, molecular function: complement receptor activity; G protein-coupled receptor activity. The transcript has 2 exons. Gene Ontology annotation, biological process: complement receptor mediated signaling pathway; phospholipase C-activating G protein-coupled receptor signaling pathway; positive regulation of cytosolic calcium ion concentration. The record is from RefSeq and is a predicted model, not a curated record.
CCAUCCAUGAGGCAUUGUGCAGUGCGGGGUAAAGUUAUUGGCAAGUAAGUUUGUUCCUUGACAGCAUGUUUGUAAUUACACUUGUAUGUUUGAUAUUAAGUCUGUGAUGUUGUUAAUGACCCGCGAUUGGCCGCGAGCAUUCCGUGUGAAACAAGAGUGAAAGUUGUCAUCGUUGGCAACUUGUUUGUGUUUGAUUAUGAAUCAGUAAACUAUAUUCCUGAUGCUGAUAGUCAUUGCUGAUGACCAUAUUUAGUCUUAUCAGGAUGUACCAGAGUUUGCUCUGGUAUAAAACCAACUAUCGGUCACACAAACAAGAAGGAACAAGAUCAAGACUCGACUCUUUCCACUGCAUUGACAUCUCAAAACAUGGAAAACAGCAGUUUUGGGCUUAAAAAUGUGACUGGAAACUCAACAGACAAGAGCACUGUGGAGAAGGGAUUUGAGAUUUUUCUUAUCUGCAUUUUCUCUGUAACCUCUGUAGUGGGUCUCAUUGGAAAUGGGCUGGUCAUAUUUCUGGCCGGCUGCAGAAUGAAGACGACAGUCAACUCCAUUUGGUUUCUGAAUUUGGCGAUUGCAGACUUCAUCUUCAUUUUAGUUUCAAUCACAAGAGUUUCCUUAAUCUUGAGCAAUCAGCACAGUGCCUUCACAGAGUACCUUUUCUCCAUCACAACAUCUCUAAAUCUGUUUGUUAGCGUUUGGUCUCUUGCAGUUAUCAGUCUGGAUCGAUGCCUGUGCACAUGGAUGGCUGUUUGGGCUCUAAAUAACAGAACUCUGUGUAAAGCCAGAAUCAUCUGCAUCAUCAUCUGGGUUUCAUCCAUCGGCUUCAUUUUCCCUUUCUUCAAAGUUUUUAAGAUUACAGAUACAAUUCUUGUCACAUAUGGAUUUAUAGUGAACUUUCUCAUCCCCUUCUUGAUCAUUGCAUCUUCAUACAUCGCUAUUGGAGUAAAAAUCAAACGCCUCAAAAUGAGGAAGCAUUUCAGGUCAUACAGACUCAUUAUAACUGUAAUCUUGACUUUCUUCAUCUGUUCAUUUCCAAACCGUGUUUGCUGGAUGUGGAUAGUAAGGGCAAAAAAUAAUAAUUGGACUCUCACUGAUCAAUUUAAGAUGCUAUUUGGUUUUACUCUCUACCUGGUUUAUCUCAACAUCAGUCUAAACCCAUUUCUCUACGUGUUCAUGUGUGAUGAUUAUAAGAAGAAGCUGAAACAGUCUCUGGUGCUGGUGCUGGAGACGGCGUUUGCUGAAGAUCAUCUGGACAUUAAAGAAAUGAGACAGACACGAAAUGAUAAACAGGCAGAACAAACCACACUUGAAUUGCUAGAAACGUAAAAACUUUUUUUG